GUAUGAGACACUACACAGCCCUGAGUACCAGAGUAACUUCAACUUCUUGAGAUGUUGAGGGAUGUAGCACACAUGCUAUAAGCUAACAUAUAACAUCGCUUUGGUAAAAAAUGUAAGUUUAUGAGCACAAUUACACAUAAUGUAAACUGCAAACUUUAGGCUACUGGCUCUAUAGUGGGCAAUGUUAGUGAUAAGAUUAAGAUUUAGAAAUUAAAGCCAUAUUUCGUUAACUAACUUACAUAUAACGUACUACAACUGGCAUGAGAACAUUGACUGUUAACCCACAUAUUGAUGAUAUAGUAUCAUGUAGAUACCAUUAUUAAGAAAACAUAAGGUACAUUAGGCUGUAUUUUGUCUCAUUAACUGAAGGAGUAGCUGCUUUUCCCGUUAGCUGGGGCUUAGUAGUUACAUGUAGCCUUUUAUAACGUGUUUAAUGUUAUAGAGAGGUAAAUUACACAAAAUCAAUUUAAAACUAUCACUUGAGUCUGUAUAGGUUUCAUUAUGUAUUUUAGGUGAAAAUUAACCUAUAAUAAAUCAGAUCAAAUCAGUUUAUGGAACUGGUAAUAUCAGUUCAUACAACAAAGGAGGGAUCAGGAAGGGACAAAUGAAAAGAAAAGUUUCGUAACACUUAUGGAUAGGUUAAAAAGGAGCAAUGAUUUUGUUAAAAAAAGUACAUAAAGGAAUACAGUCAUUCUUAUAUCUGACAGUUUUUCAACCUGAGAUGUAGAUCACAUUUCUGCACACACAUACACUACGAUUAACCCAGGAACAAUGUGAGAAACAGCAUACCUGCAACUACUAUUGAACUUUUGUCCUAUCUACACUUUGGAACCUAUUCCUUGGUCAAUAACCUAAGUUGUGUGUAGCAGUAUUGAAGUUACAUCAUCUGUUCCUGUGUUUUUAAAACCUUUUUGGGGAGGAAGCUGAAGGUUUGUACACGAGAAGGUUGCCCUGGAGAAUCCCUUUGGGCCCUGUUUAGUUUCGUAAUUUACUGUUAAUGCUUCUACUGGGAGUCAAACGAGCAGCCUAUGUCUUUCCUCAACUUAUAGAGAAUCUAAAUAACUUUUUGCAGUAACAGAUUUUAUUGCUGCUCCUUUCUGUUUUACUGUCCCAUGCCUGCAUAACUCCAUUCUCUCUCUCUCUCUCUCUCUCUCUCUCUCUCUAACACUGUAUCUUCCUUCCUUUGUCUUUCUGUCUGUUUAUAUUUAUGAGCAGAGGCUUUGCCUCUGUUGUCCCAUAUGUUUCUUGCUCUUUCUUCUUAUUCUCCCUCAGCUCACGUUUUCUUUGUUAAGCGCACUCUCUACCUCCAGUUUGUCCAGUUACUUCUUGGCAAGCUCCUCUACAGGAUUAACAAAUGAGAUUAGAGAGAGAGAUAAAAAAAAUCUCAUCGUGCAGUUCCAUCUGUCUACCUGCCAAAGGAGGAGUUCGUGCAUCACGGUAGCACACCUGCAUUCGACAGACAAUCUGGACAGGAGAUAAAGCUAUCAGAGACAGACGAUCAGUGUUGUGGAUGUGAGCCACGAACAUUGGGCUAUGAACAGGUGUGUGGAACUGUGGGAUUGUUCCUUGUUGCGUCGCAUUUACACAAUCCAAAGCUGCUCUCCUGCUGCCUCCUUUAUACGCCUCCACAAGUGACGAGAGAAGUCGACAUGCUGCAGUUUAUCUGGACUUCCAAACUGUGCUUUUUAGCCAGUGUUUUUGUCAUAGGCCAUUUGGAUAUUACCGCCGAUGCAGCUAUCUGGGUCCCCAGGCUAAGACAACCAGAUAAACCCUCACACAGUUCUAAUUUUUCAUGGGAACAAACUCAAUCUGGAGCAUUUACUGAAGCACCUGAGGACCGAGGACUCUUGCCACGAAGGAAACGCAAUGUUCUUCUUUCUAGCGGAGUGCGACUUUGCACUCAGGAGACUGUUCAGCAAGCCAUAGCUAACCAUCUCAAAUAUUAUCAAGUUAGAGUGUGCCAGGAGACCGUGUGGGAGGCAUUCAAGAUUUUCUGGGACCGCCUUCCAAAGCAAGAGGAAUACCAGCACUGGAUGAGCCAGUGCCAGGCCGGCACAGUCAGCUCACAAGAAAUUAGCACUACAUUCAGCCAGUCAGAGGAACAUCUUGCCCUCAUUCACAGACGGCUGGUUCAAACUGGAUUGAAAAUUGAGGCUUCUAAGCCCCCUGUGUGCAGGUCUCAACCAAAGCCUACACUCAAAGAGCAGAACAGUACCCCUUCAGGUGUCAAGGUGGUUCCAACAGAGGUCAAUAUAGAUAUCACUGGAACGGUGCCUUCUGCAACUCUGGCUGAAGUUGUCUCAGAAUCUGUUGUGGAAAUUAUUGCAGAAACUCCAUCUGGUGUCACAUUAACAGGAGAAGAGAGUGAGAUCAACAAUGAGAUUGAGCUGGAGACUGCUGCUGUGCCGGGCCGUUCACUGGCAGAACAAAGAGUGGAGCUCACUGGGCUGCUGACCGGAGAGCCGUGGAGUGAAGAGCUGUCUGACCCCACCAGUAACCAAUAUCACACACUCACUCGACUAUUUAGCCAGAAGAUUUCUGAUGCACUGCAGAAGUUGCCUGAAUACAAGAGUGUAUCUGUACUGGAGUUCAGACCUCAAACUGGUGCCACAGGUGAUAAGGCAGUACUGGUGCAGUAUGAAGUGACUCUGCAGACAAGUGGGCAGGAGGUUAGCAGUGAGACUCUGGAUUUCAUCAAUCUGCAAUCCAACAUGGUUGAGGGCACUUUCAGUGACUCAGAAAAACCCACUGUUGUGUACACCCUCACUGACCUGCGUGCCUACAUUACAGACACCCUGCUUGUCGAAACAUAUCCAGAUAAAGAUCAACCUACAAAUGGAUCACAACAGCCUGAGAUGACUGAGGAUUUGCUUAAAGAGGAAGCAGGCGAAGAGCUUAGAAAAGAUGACUUGCUGCUAGACAUCAGCACGUCACAGGAGGAAAGUGUGGGAGCAAAUAAUGGCAUUAUUUUAGAGGAGAACACUACACCGCCACCUCUUGCUGAGCAGCCCAGCACAAGUUCCUCACAAGGUAUAGAGGUGCAGGAUGAAUUGCUGUUAAACAGUGCUGUGGAUACCAGCACAACUUCUACUGUGGGCUUCACCCAAGCUGCUGAUGUCACUGGCUCUGAACCUGCUUCUGGGUCUGGGGCAGGGGAAGAUGAUGGGAUAUCGGUUAGAGAGCCAGGUGGAGUGACAGAUGAAGAUACAGUUUUGACUGAAAUGCUGGUAGAGGAUUAUGAUCUCUCCACCAUCAUCACCUUGACAGAAUCUAUGGAAGAGGAUCUGAUAUCAUCUAAAGAAGAGCUGACAUCACCUCCCCUGGUGACUACAGAGACUGCAGAAACUAUAGUGAUACAGAUUAGUGAUACCCAUGCAUAUAUAGAGCCACCGGUGAUAGUAGAAAGUCCAUCACCUGAUCAGUCAGAGGAGGAGCUUGUGACCACUUUGAAAACGGAGGAGGAAACAGAGGGAGUUACAGAAGUUCCUACAGAAACAGAGAUUGAAUUCAAGGAAGAAAUAGAGGUCCCUAUAGUGACAGAGGUGGACAUUAGUGUAGCAACAGAGAACAAAGCUGUGGCUCCAACAGUAAAAGACAAAGAAACAAAAAAGGCUGAAGAAGAGGAAGAUGCUGACAUUAUAAUACAGAAAGACGAGGAUAAGUUUAAUGUGGAGACAGAUACUCCAGCUGUUGAGAUCCCAGAGGAGGAUCUCACUGAAGAUGAGAUCCUUCUGGUCACCAUAGAACCCAUCAGGCCUGCUCACCCCACACCUCUCUCGCCAGAGAAAGAGUCACACUUCACUCUCAUUACCAAGGUAACGGCAGUGGAGUCUGAGCCCACCCUGCCCUCUGAUAUCACAGUAUCUGAGCGAGACCCUCAUGAUAUAACAAUUGGACAUGAUGAGGGUAGUGGGGUCACUGCUGUUGCCCAGGGUGAUGACCAGGCCAGUGUUGCCAUGCCCCCUGGCCGUGCUCUGAUGGUGUUCUUCAGUCUGCGGGUGACCAACAUGAUAUUCUCAGAGGAUCUGUUCAAUAAGAGUUCUCCAGAGUACAAGGCCCUGGAGCAGAGGUUUCUAGAGCUGCUUGUGCCAUACUUACAGUCAAACCUCAGUAACUUUGAGAAUCUAGAGAUACUGAACUUCAGGAAUGGCAGCAUUGUGGUGAACAGCCGUAUGAAGUUUGGGAAGCCAGUGCCUCGGGGAGUUACCACAGCUGUCUACCUGAUCCUGGAGGACUUCUGCAACACAGCUUACCAAACCAUGAACCUUGCCAUAGACAAAUACUCACUAGAUGUGGAGUCAGGUGAUCAGGCUGACCCAUGUAAGUUCCAGGCAUGUAACGAGUUUGCAGAGUGUGCAGUGAACCGUUGGUCCGGUGAGGCGGAGUGUGUGUGUAAUGCAGGUUUCUUCAGUGUAGAUGGCCUGCCCUGCCAGAGCAUCUGCGACGUCCAGCCUGAUUUCUGCAUGAACGAUGGCAAGUGUGACAUCAUCCCAGGACAGGGAGCCAUUUGCCGGUGUCGAGUAGGGGAGAAUUGGUGGUACAGAGGGGAGCACUGUGAGGAGUAUGUGUCAGAGCCACUGGUGGUGGGCAUUGCCAUAGCAUCAGUGGCUGGCUUCCUGCUUGUUGCUUCAGGUGUCAUCUUCUUUUUAGCCCGGGCACUGAGAGACCAGUAUGACAAGGAAGAAACAGAGGACCCAAUACGGAGAGGAGACAGUAUUCCUUCUCUGGAGAGGGCCACCAAGUAUAAUCCCAUGUAUGAGAGUGAUGCAACCACAGGCUACAGUCACUACUACCGGCGUUAUCCUGAGCCCCCAGUCCACAGCAGCGCAAGUGCUGAAGCUUCUACAGACUUCAGCAGCGAAGAGAUACGCCAUAUCUAUGAGAACAGUGAACUCACUAAGGAGGAGAUUCAGGACCGGAUUCGCAUCAUUGAGCUGUACGCAAAAGAUCGUCAGUUUGCUGACUUUGUAAAACAACAUCAGGCGGCACUAGAUACACGGAGGGAGAGUUCAUCUACAUAAAGUAGCCUCACACUACAUAGCUUGGUGAAUACAAGAAGGAACAUGUCUCGUCUUUGGAAAAUGCCAUGUGAAUGAUUGAUUACCAAAAUGCUGUGGGAUGAAUAUGCUUGAAGAACAUUUGUGACUGCAGUCUACUUUCCACAAAGGACUCUUCCGUUGCUUCUUAAAAUGGCUUUCUACUUUCUACAAGAAAGAUUUUUCUCCUGUCAUGGCGGCUCUACUCAAAGCCAAAACCCAGUUCUAAAUGAUUGAAGAGAUGCUUGUUUCAUCACUAGUGCCUUUUGAUUAUGUUUUAAUGAGCAUGGUCUCAGUUUCUCAGCCUAUCAUGACCUGGAGUUCAGAGAUACAGAAAUCCUAAUGGUUACUUGAAACAAAGAUAUUUGAUUAUUUUAGUGUUUAUAGCUAAGGCUUAAUGAAGUCUUUUUCAUAUGUCAUAUAAACAACAGUGAAUAUUUUGUUUUAUGUGUGAAUCUCAUUGCACUGUAUUUUAUGUUGUUCCUUUGUGAAACAUAAACUGUAGAGAGUUGAUUAUCUUAAGUCUUGCUGGACUGUUGGAACUCUCGAUGGGAAGAGGUUCUAUUUCAGUCUUUAAUAGCUUUGCUGAAUCUGAGGUGCUACAUGGUUUCAGUUUCUUACAUGCUGUCAAACAGGGCCAAAAGAGAUAAAUCUGGAGAAUUAUUACUCGCCAACCUUAAUUUUUCAUUUUAUCUGGCAGCUGUUUUCUGAAAUGAUUACAACCAAAUUGUUCAUCUGAAAGAUAUCAAGUGAGAGCAAAGGAGGAAUGUAAGAUUUUUCUCUUUUAUGCUGUAUUUAUCCCUAGAUUUAUCUGUAUUACCUCCAGCCAGAUUUAUAUUCAUGAGCCUUUUCAGGCACACACAAAUGUAAUGUGGCAGCUGGAAAGAGCAUGUACUACAGCUAAGAUAAAGAUCAAACUCUGACAACUGAAACUCAUUUAUUCCCCAAAUUGCUAUUUUUACUUGAUGAUAACUGAACAUGAGUUAAGAGGUGACUGCAGCUAAAGUUCUGUUUUGUAUAUAUAUUUUUUAAUUAAUUUUAAGGGAUGCAGGAUUAUUUAUUAGACAUAAUCAUUGUUGUCUAAGCAGGACAGUUACUGAAUAAAAUAAUAUUAAUUUUGGCAUUUUCCUUAGUUCAAAUGGUGUAAUUGGUGUUUUGCCAAGCAAUUGUUAUGAACUUAGCAAUAAACAGAGGUAGAUACAAUCAUGGUAGUACCAGUGGGGGAAAAAGGUAUUUUAUGAAUCCAAAUCUUGAUUAAAGAAGAAUGCAAAGGUUUUUCCAAUUAAUGGACAUAGCAGCAUCAAAGGUAUUUUGCUAGAAGUGAUUUCAUAAAACUACACUUUAAUUUUUAUGUUUUGACGCAAUAUGAGACACACAUUGUGUCAGUUCCAGAAAUAUUGUUUUGUUAAGGGAGAUUAUAGCAGCAUAUUUGAAUGAAGGAGGAAUUAAGGGUUAGGAACUCUAAUACAGUCAUACUAAUACUAAUAAAACUUGAUCUUAUAACUGGGCAAUUACUUCAAAAUUAAAUAAGAAAAACAGCAUAGAAAUACACCACAAAACCCAUUUGAAACUCUUGUUGACCCAAACUCGACCAUAACAGUGCUCCUCAAAGCUGAUUUUUAUGGUGGGCCUGCCAUUUGGAAACCCCCUGUAACCAAAGCCUUGUAACUUGGUAUAAUAAGAGCAAAACUUGGAACUUGGAGUAAUGGAAGAAAGUAAUAUGUGAUGAGUCAUCUUAUGCUUUUUUGCAUGAAUGUUUUUCUUUUAAGGAGGCCUUCAGCCCAGCUUUUCUUUUUGAAGAAUGAUUCCAUUAGAAAUUGUUCAGAAUGUAUUUACCAGCAUUCCAAGAAGAACUGAGGCAGCUCUUCAAGACAAAAUGCAGCCCAGCAUAUUAUUGAUAUAUCCCUAUAUAUCCUAGCGUUUAACUGUGUAGAAGGAUUUUUUAAUUUUACUGUUUUAGAAUUUUGUAGAUUUAGAUACUGUGCAAUAUAGAGAACAGUGUUUCUCUGUCUUUUUUAUA
Molecule: messenger RNA, 7056 nt
Organism: Pygocentrus nattereri (red-bellied piranha)
Lineage: Eukaryota; Metazoa; Chordata; Actinopteri; Characiformes; Serrasalmidae
Gene: impg2a
Product: interphotoreceptor matrix proteoglycan 2a
Exons: 21
Coding region: 1650-5021 (1123 amino acids)
Biological process (GO): visual perception
Molecular function (GO): heparin binding; hyaluronic acid binding
Source: RefSeq, a predicted model, not a curated record